UACCAGUUUGCUGUUUUGUGGUUCAUAAGAGGUGCCAUGAGUUCGUUACCUUCUCUUGUCCUGGGGCUGACAAGGGGCCCGACACUGAUGAUCCCAGAAGCAAGCACAAAUUUAAGAUCCACACCUAUGGGAGCCCCACCUUUUGUGACCACUGUGGGUCCCUCCUUUAUGGGCUCCUGCACCAAGGGAUGAAGUGUGACACCUGUGACAUGAACGUUCAUAAGCAAUGUGUGAUAAACGUGCCCAGCCUCUGUGGCAUGGACCACACAGAGAAAAGGGGAAGGAUUUACCUGAAAGCUGAAGUCAUUGGUGAAAAACUGGAAGUAACAGUGAGAGAAGCAAAAAACCUCAUUCCCAUGGAUCCAAAUGGACUCUCAGAUCCUUAUGUUAAACUGAAGCUCAUCCCAGACCCUAAGAAUGAAAGCAAACAAAAAACAAAAACCAUCCGUUCUACUCUGAAUCCGGACUGGAAUGAGUCCUUCACAUUUAAAUUAAAGCCUUCAGACAAAGAUCGCCGGUUGUCCGUCGAGGUCUGGGACUGGGAUCGAACAACCAGGAAUGAUUUCAUGGGAUCUCUUUCAUUUGGGGUGUCAGAGCUUAUGAAAAUGCCAGCCAGUGGAUGGUACAAGCUGCUGAAUCAAGAAGAAGGUGAAUAUUACAAUGUUCCAAUUCCAGAUGCUGAUGAAGAUGGAAAUGCAGAGCUCCGGCAGAAGUUUGAGGACUGUCAUGUAAAUAUCCACUUCUUCAAGAAAGCCAAACUUGGGCCAGCUGGUAACAAAGUCAUUACUUCAACAGAAGACAAGAGCUCAAGUGUGCCAUCCAACAAUCUGGACAGGGUCAAGCUGACAGAUUUCAACUUCCUCAUGGUUCUUGGAAAGGGGAGCUUUGGGAAGGUGAUGCUGGCAGACAGGAAGGGGACAGAGGAGCUGUAUGCAAUCAAAAUCCUGAAGAAAGAUGUGGUGAUCCAGGAUGAUGAUGUUGAAUGUACAAUGGUUGAGAAACGAGUCCUGGCACUGCAGGAUAAACCCCCGUUCCUGACACAGCUUCACUCCUGUUUCCAGACAGUUGACCGGCUGUAUUUUGUCAUGGAGUAUGUGAAUGGUGGGGAUCUCAUGUAUCACAUCCAGCAAGUAGGAAAAUUUAAGGAGCCACAAGCAGUGUUCUAUGCAGCCGAGAUCUCCAUUGGGUUAUUCUUUCUCCACAACAGAGGGAUUAUUUAUAGAGAUCUGAAAUUAGAUAAUGUGAUGUUGGAUUCAGAAGGACACAUUAAAAUUGCUGAUUUUGGAAUGUGCAAAGAACAUAUGUUAGAUGGAGUAACAACCAGGACCUUCUGUGGCACUCCAGACUACAUUGCACCAGAGAUUAUUGCUUACCAGCCCUAUGGGAAGUCCGUGGAUUGGUGGGCUUAUGGUGUGCUGCUCUAUGAGAUGUUGGCUGGACAGCCUCCAUUUGAUGGGGAAGACGAAGAUGAACUUUUCCAGUCCAUAAUGGAGCAUAACGUGUCCUAUCCCAAAUCACUGUCCAAAGAAGCUGUCUCCAUCUGCAAGGGGCUGAUGACAAAACAUCCUGCAAAACGCCUUGGCUGUGGCCUUGAAGGUGAAAGAGACAUCAGGGAACAUGCUUUCUUCAGGAGGAUUGACUGGGAAAAAUUGGAAAACAGAGAGAUUCAGCCACCUUUCAAACCUAAAGUGGUGAGUGAGAUGCCAAGUCCUUCCCUCGCCUGCACUCCGACUUCCCCGUGGGGUGACAUUAAUGCUGCCUGGCUGGUGGUGCAGAUCUGGGACACUGCUCAAAUAAGGCAAUUUGAUUAUGGCAGGCCAGUCUGUAAGUCUGCUCGUGAUUUGGCACCUUGUGGUGUAACCCAGCGUUAUUUGUUCCUUUGCAAAAAUGUCUCUCGGUGGUUUGAGUCCUGCCUGGACGGCCACGCACUGCGGGAGGUGCCGAAAACGGGGAAAAUUGGCAUAUUCACAUCAGUGGCUGAUGUGUGA
Messenger RNA from Lepidothrix coronata (blue-crowned manakin), 1988 nucleotides. Its product is annotated as protein kinase C alpha type-like. Gene Ontology annotation, biological process: protein phosphorylation. NCBI's taxonomy places the organism in Eukaryota, Metazoa, Chordata, Aves, Passeriformes, Pipridae. The transcript has 15 exons. Gene Ontology annotation, molecular function: diacylglycerol-dependent serine/threonine kinase activity; ATP binding; zinc ion binding. Bases 189 to 1988 code for a protein of 599 amino acids. The record is from RefSeq and is a predicted model, not a curated record.